AUGUUGGUACAGCAAGAUCAGUUGGAACCUACCCUAGCGGCAAGAGCCAGUGUAAAGCGAUCCUGUCCCGAUAUUGACACCGGCGACGACGCGUCUGUGGAUCGUAUGGAUACGAGUUCUGACCAGGCGUAUCGUAACGCAGGCGGAAGGGAGGUAGAUGUUGGCCAGGAAGAACUCGGAGAGCAACCGGCCAAACGUCGUCGAGCUGACGGCUCUACGCCAUGCAAUACAAUGGCCCUGACUUUCAGUGCCCACGAACGGAGCAAAACACAGAAAGCUGCUACUAAGGACAGAAUCUCUGCAAUGUCUGUUGAUGUUCUCUUCGAGCCUGUCCCGUACAAACCAGAGUCUGCGAAAUGCUCUAGUGUCUCGCUCGAGCAUCACUGUCUGGAAAAGCGCGAGGCAGAACGUCGAACCAUCGGCCCUCGAAGUCACCUGGAUAACAGCAACCUGACGCGACCGACUAUGAGCGUACACACCCAUACGUCGACGACAUCGCUUUUUGAAUCAAUACCAUCUAUGGAAGUGAUCGGCGCUUUGACCGUACGUGUUAAGUACUGGCGUCCAGACGUGGAUGGCACCGCCCAGCUCGUCUCGCGGUAUGCAGAGGCCGUUGUAGUAGGAAAGAGGGGCUCUGAGCGAGUACUGCAGCAAUUCCUGAGUGAAAGACGGAAGUCCGUGGGACUGACUGUGCUUGGCGAGGAAUGGUAUACCGCGUACCAGGCAAAUCGGGAAUCAGUGAUGAAGAAGAGAUACGAGGCGCAAGUUUUUAUUUUUAUUUUUACCGUUGACGAGGUUUUGCAAAAGCUUACGCAGCUACAGCAUCAAGAACCUCAUGACCGAAGAAGGCUUUUCUUCUAUAGACAUGGACACCCCAGAAUUCCAUGA
Molecule: messenger RNA, 888 nt
Organism: Stereum hirsutum FP-91666 SS1
Lineage: Eukaryota; Fungi; Basidiomycota; Agaricomycetes; Russulales; Stereaceae
Exons: 7
Coding region: 1-888 (295 amino acids)
Source: RefSeq, a predicted model, not a curated record